AUGUCGGUUAGAACAUCUAGAAGAACCACAAAGGGUCAAAACAAAUACUUGGAAUCAAUACUGAAAGAAGAAUCCGAAGCGUCGAGUGCCGGCGGCACAGCUAUUGAGGGCAACGAAGAAGAAGAUGGCAUUGCAACUGUCAGGUGUUUAGUAUGUGGUACCACGGAUGCUAACUAUGACGAACUGACAGACCAAGGUGGUGAUAUGAUCCAGUGUGAUAAAUGCAAUACUUGGCAACACAUCAGAUGCAUGCUGGAUGUCAACAAGGCAGAUGAAGAUAUCAGCAAGUAUCUAACAGAAGAUGAUAAAUAUUUUUGUAACAGGUGUGACCCAACUAGAUAUCCACACUUGGAGACAAUAAAUAGGCAUGUGACUGAAAAUGUUGAUGAAGCUGAUGAUAAGUAUGCAGAUGAUAAUUACCACAGUGAUGCGGACCUCAAUAUAGCCGAUGAAAAUAACGGGCUCUCGGAUGAUGAGUUUUUAGAUCCUCGGUCAAAGAGAAAGCGGAGAUCUGUUCAAGGAAAUGGUCAGAACAAGAAAAAGACACCCCCGCAAAAGGUGGAGCCCUCUAAUAUAGCAAGGAGAAGCAGCCAGUCGAUUAAGGAGGAAAAAAUAAGGGACAAUGCGUCCAAGAUGUUUGUCAGUCUUUUCCAAAAAUAUAUCAUACCGGAAACCAUAGCUGGGAAAACUUUCGAAUUGCAGGAAAAUCAAGAUAUUGAGACCGUAGCUAAAGAGCUAGCUGUCCAACUGGAAAAGGAGUUGUAUAACGCAUGGUCGAAUCCGAACAGCGAUACAGUGGGGAAGUUCUACCCAGAGAGAGUGAGAACCAUUUAUUCAAACUUGAAGGAUAAGAAGAACUCGGAACUGAAGAGCCAAGUGGUCAAUAGACAGAUUCCCUUCGAUGAAUUAGUAAAAAUGGAUGCCUCCAAGCUGGCCAAUCCUGAUUUACAAAGUUUUAAACAGAAAGUGGACACUGAGUCCUUAAAUCAAGUGAUAUAUGAUAUGCCAAACAAACCAUUGUACAUGAAAACCUACAAGGGCGAUGAGAUGCAAGACUCGGAAUUCAACCACAACGAAGAAGAUACGCUGUAUGCUAGGGAUAACAUCACGCACACGUAUGGUGCAGAUGGCAAAGACGAAGAAGAUUACAACGAUGAGGAGGAGGACCCCGAAGAUUUCCACGUCCUUUUGCAAGCCAAAGUGGAAAAUGCAAAACAAGCAGACAGCGAGGCGAAAGACGAGGAGUAUAAUCCAGAGAUAAGAUCUCCCGAUGACGCUCACUCACCAUCACCGGAACCUGCGCUUCAAACUGGCUUAUCACCGCCCGCUCCGAUCUACUCUCACAAAGUUAAAAUACUGUAUCCAGAUAUAUCCAUAAAUCUGUCUGGCGAAUUGCAUUAUUUGGCUUCGACAAAGACCAACACUAAAAACCCUUAUAGAGAUGCAUUGGCUAAUGGCCAGCUUUUUGUCGAGGGUAGACUGUCUGUAGAUAAAGCAUCUGAUUAUCUAACCCAGCUGGGAGAGACGAGAAAUGUCCUGCUGUAUUAUAUGGAUGUCCCAACAUCCUACCCUGACAGGGAAUACUACAGUAAUUUAUGCGACGCAAUGGUAUUCAACAACAAAGUGCUUGGGGUGACGGUGAAAAGAUCGUAUGAGAAAAAUAUUUAUAUCUUGGGGGCGGACGCAGGUGAAGUUUCCCCGAUUAUUCAAUCUCUGUACGGGGAAGAAAAUGAAAAAUUGGAAAGGAUACAGUUUUCAGAGCAAAAGAUAUUUGUAUUGGUAGUCGUGAGGCCUGAGCUGGUUAAGUAA
Molecule: messenger RNA, 1809 nt
Organism: Huiozyma naganishii CBS 8797
Lineage: Eukaryota; Fungi; Ascomycota; Saccharomycetes; Saccharomycetales; Saccharomycetaceae
Gene: BYE1
Product: Bye1p
Exons: 1
Coding region: 1-1809 (602 amino acids)
Biological process (GO): DNA-templated transcription
Cellular component (GO): nucleus
Molecular function (GO): RNA polymerase II transcription regulatory region sequence-specific DNA binding
Source: RefSeq, a predicted model, not a curated record